UUUGCCGCCCUCUGUCGUCAAGCAAGCGCCAUUGCUACAAAGUGCAAGAUUCUAGGAUCGUGUCAGAACACUGCUGCAAAUACUGCUAAAAAAUCAUGAAAUAAGCACUGAAAUAUGCAAAAGGUUCCCUCGGGACUGUAGGAAGUGUGCUGUGCACAUUACAUGUACUGGUACGUGUAAUUUCUUCACAGUGUACACGCAAAGCAGACCUUGUGCUAUGGAUCAAGAGCUAGUGAAUAUAACCAAAGGUCAUGUGACCAAUGAAGCCUUGUCGUGGCCCGAUUCAACAUCUUCCAAUCCAAAUCAGGUCAGCAGAGGUUGUGAGUCAGCGCAUGAGGCAGCCGAUCUUCCUGACCGAUGCUCGACGGUGGAUGAUGAGCCAUCGUCUCAGAUGGACUUUAUGCCCUCGGAUCCGCACACUCCUUCCCCCGUACAGAUCCAAGGAGAGCAACUCGUCGCAGAGCCAUUGGUGUCUCUCGGAAAUGAACCCUGUGUAGGACUCUUCAUCCCACCAAACGAGGACGAAGUUGAUGUUGUGUCGGUAGAUGGCAAUCGCAACAGCCGUUCUCCUUUCCAUCUUCUUGAAUUAGAGCAAGCAGCGGAGAAUGCCAUCACAAGACAGAUCUUUGGACAGCCUGCACAAGAGUCGGUAGACUUUGAUCCAGUACGCGUAGCAAGUCAAGAGGCUAUUCCCGAUCCCAUGAUAGCAGCUCAGGCACAUGACUUAGACUAUAACAUGAUGUCUUUGUCAACCUCGCCUCAGAAUCCUUUCCAGAGUGAACCCCUCUUUUCAGACAUCCUAAGCGAUACCAAUGGAUUGGAGGACUUCGAUAGCGUGCCACAUCAAGCUAUGAAUACCAGUGUCCACUGUCCUGCGGUAGGGGAGAGUAGGAGAACUGAGGGAAGUAAGGGCAAUGGCAGGGACUCUGCUUUAGCUAGUGAACUCGAGGAAGAUGGUGCAACAAGGAGGAGAAAACAUGGCGGUUUGAAUAAACUAUUUAAAGGCAAGAAAGACACUAUGUGGGCAAUAAGCCCCGGUAAGCGAGACAGAACACCUCCAGUUGCGGAAGAAUCUCUUCUUCAUCAAUCAAAUAAUGGUGAAUUAUCAGCGGGUUAUCAUGCUCUGUCACCGUCAUUCACCAUCAGUCAGAACUCUGCAUUUGAAGCUCGUGCUGCUCACUCAUUCUCCGACGCUGAUAGUACUUCAUCUGCUUUCGCCAGUGAAGGCGGUGACGGAAGUGUAGCCAGGCAACCCAUGGCCGAGGGCAAGAUACCCUGUAAGAUCUCGUUUGAAGCUCGGGAACCUGGAUGCCUGGAUACGUCCGACGUGGAAUCGCAGUUCUCCUUCAGCAGUCACGGUGCCACGAUAGGAUCGGACACGGUGCGAUCCAUGUCUCGUGCCGGUGACGUGACCACCAUUGUGGACUCGAGCAGCGAGGAAGAAUCCGAUGUUGACAUUGUGACUCUGGAUGAUUCCAUGAACUGCACGGAUUCAAGUGGAUAUGGUUACGGAAGCGCAGCAAUGUCAGACUAUGAUGUCAUUGACCCCAAUCUUCCAAGUACCAGUGGCUUGCCUUUGACCCCGAGCAGACAAGGAAAGACAAGUAAAAAGAGGAAUUGGUGGGAAGCAGAGACAAGUUCUGACGCGGGUAAAUCAGAUAAAGCUGGACCGUCCAGACCAAGGGCUGGAGGUUCUGGUCAAGGCAAAAGUCCUGUUGUAGUUGAACUUCUAUCUCUGUCCAGUGAUAGCAGUAGUGAAGAUGAAGUGGAGGUCAUUGAUCUCAGAAAGGAUCACUUUUCGUACAAGAGCAACCCAAACCAGCACCAUAGCAGAGUAAAAUCCCGGAAGAAGGAAUCAAGAUCGCCCGUCAUUGUGGACCUAACAGAAUCUGAUGGGGAGAUUGAAACCAGUAGCAGUUCAACUGAAGCUCACCCUUCCACAUCUUCCUCUGGUAAGCAUCUACCUAGUGGAAUGCACUGUCAAGCAACUCAAGACUCGUCCAGGAACGACGAUACGCAACGUGUGACCUCUCCCGGGUCGCCCUCUGUUGCUCGGUAUCCUACUUGUUCCCAUGACAACCAAUCUGCCGGUACACCAGGAUCAUCAUCGUCAUCGUCUCUGGUGGUGAGGAGUUGUAGGGGAUGUAGCAGUUCAAGGAGACACCCCCACCAUCAUCAUGUGGUCAGCAGGCCUUCCUGCCAGCACCCUGGUAUGUCAUGUAGCAGGGUCAAUCCACAACAAGGUCAGCCUGGCACGGAAACCAACGGCUGCAGCCUCAGGUCAGCAUUCUCUACCACAGCCAGACAGUCAUGGGAACAACCUGAAACCGGAGAGACAACUCAUGAUGCUUCCGAAGAGGCCCGCGUAUCAUCUAGUAGCCAAGAUCAGAACGAUGCCCGCAGAAGAACCUCCAACUCCUCCUCCAACUCCAACUCCCUCCUUCAGCGUGCUCUAGGCUACGUUCCUCUGUUUGAGCGGGGAUCAGAAUCCGGUGGUGGGGCUACGUCAGGGUCAGCUCAACCCCAACCCCAGCCACAGGACUCCCAUCCUCCUGCGUCAUCUACUCCAUCGUCCACGGCUGCAUCCAUUCUGCUUAGAUCACAGUUCAUGGAUGGACGUCAUAUGAUGAGGGAAGGAGGUAACAGAUUCCAGGCUCGGUCAGGGCUCUUUAGUUGCUCUCUUCAUGGACCAGGAAGACAGCAUGUUCUCAUACCAAAUAGAGGUGAUAAGAGAGGCCACGGAAGUAGAGUACAUGGUAGCCAGCAGAUUGGACAUCAACAACACCACCAUCACUUCCAUCCCCACCAUGUUCAUCCUGUUCACUCCUCCUCGUCCUCCUCAACAACCAAUUCCUCUUCCUCUUCCUCAUCAGCCCACGGUCAGCAGCAUCAUGUCUCUGGUCCAGCGAGGCCGAUACCCCAUAAUCCUGCACACUCCAUUCAACAACACCACCAACAACAGCAACAAAAGCAGCAGCAACAGCAGCAGCAGCAGCAGCAACAUGUGGCUCAACAACAGCAACAACAAGCACAUCAGCAGCAACAACAGCAACAGCAACAGCAACAAGGUGUGAGCUCACAGGUUGCUGGUCCUUCGUCUCCCCCGCCAGCACCUUUCCAUAUUGCGGGAGGUACCAUGUCAGGUGCAGGUCAUCUUCAGCACCCUAGACCUCACCCCCUUCAGUUGGUAGCCGAGAUCCAGCUACCUCAGCAAACCCCAUCGGCGUCCGUCACCCACCAACAGCUCAGGCAGAGGCAGCAAUACUUGGUGGAGUUGCAACGUCGAUGUCUGCAGGUCCAGCCGGUCCAACAGGUGGCUCAUAGAUCAUACCCGCGUACCAGACCUCGCAUGCCAGAGUUCAGCUUUGCUCCUGAUGUGUUGCCAAGACAUGUUCACUGCCAGCAGCAACAACAGCAACAGCAGCAACAGCAGCAACAACAACAGCAGCAACAACAGCAGCAGCAGCAACAACAGCAGCAACAACAGCAGCAACAACAGCAGCAACAACAGCAGCAGCAGCAACAGCAGCAACAGCAGCAACAACAACAGCAACAGCAUGAACCUGACCAAACGGCACAGUCUCAGUUGCCACAAGAGCAAACUCAUCCCCGUCCGGAGCAGCUGACUACAGCUACAAUAGGGGUGACCCGGGAGCUUCCAAGACCAUUUUGUCACCCACAGCCCCAAGCAAGGCAACCUGUUCUUCAUUCACAGAGGGAGACUGAGCUUGGCACUGGGGUUGGUCCAGAUGGCAGGCAGCAUCAACAUCGGCAUCUACACCAUCACCUUCACCACUACCACCAUAAUGCGCCCCACCCUCACCUUCACACUCCAAACCUGUCUGGUACUACAGUUGCUCCUCUUAUAUCCAACUUGCUUGUACCAGAUAUUCCACCUAUCCAUACCGGUCACCCCUUCUACGCCCAAGCUCACCCUCUCUCCGUCAUGAGGGCUCUGAGGGUCAGUCCUAUGUAUGAGGAAUUAGUUCAGCUAGGAGAACACCUAGGACAGGUGAACAGAGGAGCUUCCAGAAGCACCAUAGAGAGAAAUACCUUGCCACAUAAAUACAAGCUUCGUCAUCAGAAGGAGAGUGAUAGUAGUGAGGAGACGGGUGAAGUGGAGGGAGCAGCUAAGAUCCCUGAUGAUGAUAUGGAGAAGUGUACUAUAUGCUUGUCUUAUUUUGAAGAUGACGAAGAUGUCAGACGGCUUCCAUGUAUGCAUCUCUUCCAUGUGGAGUGUGUGGAUCAAUGGCUGGUGACCAACAAACGCUGUCCCAUCUGUCGCGUAGACAUCGAAACAAGGAUGCAAAAAGAAGUCUGAAACCUGCUUUCUUAUGAGUCCAGAAAGCAUGAAAAGUCCUUGUAACAGGUGCACCGCAUGAUGUUCACCUGUGUUUGGAAUACUUGAAAUGACAUUGGUGAACCCGUUUUUAAUUAUUUUAUUAAAUACCUUGCAUUAUUUUUCUCAGUCAAUUUCAACAUCUCUAGACACUUACCGGUAUACGAAUAGUCAUCAGUGACUUAAUAAUGUGGUUUAUAUCAAGAUUUUGAUUUAUUUAUUCUCUUUUUUUUCUUUUUAAUUGUUCGUAAUGUUCUUUUUAUCAAGGGGUAUAUGAUAUUUUCAUUAAUUUUACUUCACUUAAUUAUGUCCCCUUUUAAAGUCUUUGUCAUAAUCCAGGACUUUUUUGCAAUAUUUUUUAUUUUAAACAAAAUCUUUGCUUUAUUUCUUGAACCUAAGAUAACCUUAAAUAAAUUUGAACUUUUCGUUUCCUUUUAAGAAAUUUUUUGUACCUCCAUCCCUCAUAUUAAAACAAAAGAUGAAUAUUUUCUCAAUGUCGUUCAAUACUGCUAUGUGCGAAAGAUUGUAUAUUUUCCACUUGACCUUUUUGUCUUGACCUCUGUACUAAACCCUCACAUCAAUUAAUGAAACAUGUGAUGGUGAUUAUAGGGGAUAAGGAGUUGCAUCAUAGCAUUGACAGAAGAGACAGAUUUGUAAAUAAUCAUGUUUAGUUAGUUACAGUACUUGAUGAAAGUUUGUAAAAUAUAGGGUAAUAGGCCUCAAAGGAAGAGAGGUGAAGGUUACAAAUAUAUUUCUAUUUUGGAAUUCCAUUGAGAGAUCAGUCUAUGAGCCUAUGAAUAGAAAAUCAUGUCUGGAUGACUAUACAUUGUGACAUAGGCUUUAAUACUGUUGUAGGAUUUAAUAAUCUUUUGAUUAAAAAACAAUGAAAUAUGUUUUGCAUGAUUUCGAUGAAUAAUCUAUAUAUCUGGAAGAUUUCAUUCCAAUAUUUCUUAUUUUUGACAGUAUAUGAGUUUAUGUUCCUGUAUGGUUGCGAAGAGAUUCUAUGUCGGGAUGUCUAUAGACAAAUAUGUUACCUUACUCCCUGCUUUUUUACUGCAAAUUUUAGUCAUUUCGUUAUUUACUUUUUACUUCUAGGCUGAUGUGAAGUUGCGUAAUGUUAGUACAAUACUUGAAAUCCCAUGGCCAGUGGGAGGAUGCCGGUUACAUGGGAUCAAUUAGCGAGAUGAAUGUUGAUUUUUUUUUUUUAUUUUGCGAGCAUGUGGCUCGGAUCGAUAUUAGAACAUUGUAAAUUAUCCAUGAUAGAAAUUAUCACUACCAAAAUGAUAAUAUAGAGGGUGCAAUAGCUACUAUCUUUUAAGUUUAUAUUUGUAUUUAUGUUUUAAAACCAUUCUUCUUUAUUAAAGGCUUAAACACGUGUAUAGUGCACAGACUUUGCUUCUCCAUUCAACCAUUUCCCAGAUAAUGACCUUUGUAUUAAACAAUAAAAAAGGGAUAUUAAGCAUUUCUCUUCAAUAGCUCAAUCCACUGUUACAGGGGUAUGUCAAAUCUAUUUAGAAAGUGGAAGCAGUCUUGUGGCUUUUGGUUCUGUAUACCGGUAUUGGAAUAAUGUAAGUAGCCAUUAUGUGGGUUAAAUUAAAUGUUGGAAAUAUUUUGUCUAGAUGUGUUAAAAAGGAAAACAUAAUAUUCUUUCUGGAGCCACCAGUUCCCAUUAGUUUGAAAUAUCUUGUAGAGGAUGUGUCAGAAACUUAUGUGGUCGUUUGUGUGGGUCAUUAGAAACCAGUUCCAAUAUUAUUAAUAUACAUGUAUUCAUGACAUUUAUAGAACAUGUGAAAACACCAGAUAUCAUUAUGUGGCUGCUUGAUACUUGUUUUCCCUGUAACAUCAAACUUUCAAUCAAUCAUAGUUUAAAACAGAGUCCAUUUCUUGCUAAACUUGUUAUUUUUGUCUCAUUCAUGUGAGUAAGUAGACUUAUUAGCAAGUUAAUAAAUGAUUGGUACUUUUCGUUUUGUUCACAAUUGACAUACAGUUGCCAAUAGGAAAUGUAAUGUUUCCAUAUUAGAAUGCUGCAAGAUUUGAAUUGUUGACAAUUUACUGGGAAAUUUCCAGAAACUGCUCAAUACGAUUUACAUGUAUCUUCUUGUUUAAAAAAAAGACAAUUGAAAAGCAUAUUUUUUUUACCAGGCUUGCUUGAGUAAUACUUAGAGUGAAAUAUUUGAUGCCUAAAAGAUUUCUGAUUGACAAGAUCUGAAAAAUACUGCUCCUGUAAUAACAAAAUAGUAUUGUCAUAAAUCAUUUCAUAUACCAUUAAGAAUAAUAGAAAAGAAUUCAGUUUCAUUUGAUUUUGAAUUAUUGAUAAUACUAGUAGUAUGAAUAAACGUUCGAUCUUGCAAUAUUAACAAAUGGUAGUGAUUUUUACAUGACUCGUAGGUUUACUACGAUCAGGCUUACAAGAUCAGACCUACAAAACUUUGCCAAAACAACCCUGCAUAUGUAAUUACAUGUACAGUCUCAUUCUGGUUAUUUUAUUCUUGUUUUUGAAGAAAAACAAACUAGUCCUCUUGAUCAAAUAUUUCACCCUGCUUUGCUGUUUAACAGUUCUUGUGAAUGUUAACCAUCUCUUCAGAUGUGAAGAACUUGUGUUUCGUACAAAUGAACUUGAUUCUGCUCAUGUGAUUAAGACUGACCAUAGUAUACCAAACAAUUAAAAAAAUAUGUAUUAUGAAAUAGUGUAUAUGAAAAAGAGGUUUAGGCUUUGUUUUAUGUUUAAAGAUAAAAUAAAUAAACAAUAGAGGUCACUUCACUGUAUGAACAUAAUAUAGCAUUAGAAUUGUUGCACCGUUGUCCAUUUCCCUCAGAAAAGAUACAUUUCAUACAAUUCUCCAAACAAUAUUUUUUCUGUGUGUACUUCCACUUGACUGCCAUAUGUGUUUCUUCAUAUGAUUUUGCUCUCGUUGGAAACUUACAUGCAUUUGCAAGCGGAGUUUCACAUUCUUUUAAAAUCAUUCAACACAAAUCAUGUGGAAAGUAGUUCAAUUUUUCUGUUGAAUAUGUUGUUCAAAACAUUUACUGGUACUGUUAGCAGGAGCAUUAUAUGUAUCUGCUAUUAUAUGAAUUUCUUUUGAGCUGCACACAUCUGUUGAAUAUUACCCCUUACAAUAGUGAUUUAGGUGUUGAAGAUGCUUGUAUAUUUUUCCUAGUUUGGUCCCACAGUAGAACAUCUCUACAUCAAAUUUAAAUGUGCAAAUGUAUUAUUGUUAUAAGUACAAUCAUGGCUUGAGAACAUGUAUAUGAAGCAUUGGAAUAAAAUUUAAAAAAGAAGAAAAGAGUAAA
Messenger RNA from Strongylocentrotus purpuratus (purple sea urchin), 7630 nucleotides. Its product is annotated as E3 ubiquitin-protein ligase arkadia-B. The transcript has 14 exons. The record is from RefSeq and is a predicted model, not a curated record. Bases 218 to 4321 code for a protein of 1367 amino acids. NCBI's taxonomy places the organism in Eukaryota, Metazoa, Echinodermata, Echinoidea, Camarodonta, Strongylocentrotidae. Gene Ontology annotation, molecular function: zinc ion binding; ubiquitin protein ligase activity.